AGGCGCCAGCCUGCGUGUCUGAGUGGCUGUGCCCGGGUUUCUCCGCUUUAGUCGAACUUUCCUGAGUUUUAACGGAGGAUUAAAGCUCGACUUCCGGCGGCGCAACUGAGCGUCGGUGAGCAGCGAUAUUGCGGAUAUUCCCGCGUGUUCUUGGCCGCGCUCGGCGGCUCUGUGGCGGGUUAAACAGCCCGGUGGCCUGAUGGUGUGUUCGGCGGAGCUCCGCGCCUGAUUGGCCCAAUGUUUGUGUGGGCGGUGAUCAGGACGGCGGCCUGCGAGGGACACAGGCUGAUAAAACCCACCGCUCCCUCUGUGCGGCCGCUUAAACGCAGCCUUCCUCUUCUUACAGCGUUUCUGACGAGAAGGCUCAGUGUGUCCACCAGGAUGCCAGAGAUUAAGACAGAUAAACUGGACCAAAAGCAGGUCCAGCUGCUCUCUGAGAUGUGCAUUCUGAUAAAUGAGGAUGACAAGAGGACGGGAGCCGACACCAAGAAGAACUGUCACCUCAACUCCAACAUCGACAAAGGGCUGCUGCAUCGGGCCUUCAGUGUUUUCCUGUUCAACAGUGAAGAAAAGUUGCUCUUACAACAGAGGUCUGAUGCCAAGAUCACUUUUCCAGGAUGUUUCACCAAUACCUGCUGCAGUCACCCCCUGUACAAGCCAGAGGAACUGGAGGAGCAGGGAGCUAUCGGAGUCAGACGGGCUGCACAGAGAAGGCUAGAGGCUGAGCUUGGCAUUCCUAUGAACCAGGUGCCUCCAGAGGAGAUGACCUAUCUGACCCGCAUCCACUACAAGGCCCAGUCGGACGGGGUGUGGGGUGAGCACGAAAUCGACUAUAUCCUAUUUAUGCAGAAGGACGUGGAACUGCAGCCGGACCCAAAUGAGGUGAAGAGCCACCGCUACGUCUCCAAAGAGGAGCUGAAGGAGCUGCUGGAGAAGGCCAAGAGGAGCGAGGUGCUGAUCACGCCGUGGUUCAGUCUCAUCGCAGACACUUUCCUCUUCAAGUGGUGGGACAACCUUCAAAACCUCAAACAGUUCAUGGAUCACGAUCGCAUCCAUCGCAUGUGAUCGCCACUCCGGACUCUCACAGCACAAGCUUCAGAGAUUCACUCCUAGAGAGCACAGGUGCAUUUUAUCAACCAGCGCACACUUGAAUAGACUAAGAGGCUUGUUAUUUAAACGUGAGUGGGAGAGAACACAAAGCAUGCUGACUGUCAUAGCUUCUAUGUAAGAACGAUACUAUACUGCCUCUCAGCAAUUGGCCUACCUAAUUUAGCUCAUCACAUCUCAGAAGUUACCUGAAGUGUUUUAUUCAUUGGUUAGAAAGGAAAGCCUGACACGUUGGCCAACAAUGAUUCUUAGUCAUUACUUUUUAAGGACUUCAUCUGAUCUAUCUAAGUGCGAGACUUCUCAUGAAGAGGUGAUAAGGUCUUACAUUAUUUGAUUUAGAGCAUUUAUAGUUUCUAUUUCAGUCUGUUUAAGCAUAGCAUUUGAUGACAGUAGCUAAUCUUCACUAGCAGCUGAAUGAAUCCUGUGCCUGUUUUCAGUGUGGAGACCCUGCAUUUGCAAGGAAUGUUCUGUAGUGAACUCUGCUAUUAUGGUUUACUAUGAAUUGUAUAUUGAUGUAAAAUUUUGUAGAUGAAUAAAUGUAUUGCAUAACUUUUA
Messenger RNA from Pygocentrus nattereri (red-bellied piranha), 1662 nucleotides. RefSeq names its product isopentenyl-diphosphate delta isomerase 1 (gene idi1). Gene Ontology annotation, molecular function: isopentenyl-diphosphate delta-isomerase activity. Gene Ontology annotation, biological process: isopentenyl diphosphate biosynthetic process; isoprenoid biosynthetic process. Bases 238 to 1065 code for a protein of 275 amino acids. Gene Ontology annotation, cellular component: cytoplasm. Lineage: Eukaryota; Metazoa; Chordata; Actinopteri; Characiformes; Serrasalmidae. The transcript is spliced from 5 exons. The record is from RefSeq and is a predicted model, not a curated record.